AUGGUGCUGCCCUUCCCGAAUGAGAUAUGGCUGGACAUCUUCCACGGCCUGGCCAAGGAAGGCGAGUACGACGCGCUGGAACGAUGCCGAGUGGUGUGCAGAGAGUUCCGGCCGAUGGCUGAAGAGUGCUUAUUGGGGAACAUGAGCUUCAUAAGUACGGAAGAGGUGGAGCGCAUCCAAGUGCAGGUUCCUGGCGGUGAGAUACGGCGCUGGCGUAGGCCACUCCAAGUGUUCAUCCAUGGCGGGCACUGGGAUGACGGGCGCCAACCGAUUCCACAUCUGGCGAUGUUUGCAUCGAGGUUCGCUGGUAAAUGGCUCUUUGUCGAAAUGCUGGGCAUCUCUCGCGCGGUGUGGCGGUCGCGUGAUCUCGAUGCGGACGCCGUCUUCCGCGACCUGGCUCGCUUCUCGAUCACCUCCCUCAUCCUCUAUGACGUCGUGUUCCCGACGAUUCUGAUGCUUGGCCAGCUGGUGUGCGCCCUCCCGCGCCUCAAACAGCUCAUUCUCUGCGAUGUAGGAUUCACUCGGCCACCUUUCGAUGCUUCCACCAUCUCUCAAUUCCGCCUCCUGCCGCGCACACAGCUGGAGAUACUGUCUUUGGGCAAAACCUCUAAUACUCCUGAGCCCAGUCCGCCCUUCGUCGAACUGGUGUAUCCAUGGAGCGCUGUCCGAACACUGACUCUCUUGGGUGUCGGUUUUCCCUCAGUCACGACCUUUGCUCGCCUCCUUCUUGUCGAUUUCUUCAUUACAACUGGCACUAGUAACAAACUUCGAGACAUCAAGUUUUGUCCGUCACGGUCCCUCCGGGUCAUGACAGAUUCCGACAUCUCCCUCAAUAAGCUCGUUAGACACUCUGGGCAAUCAUUGCAUCAUCUUAGUCUCAGCCUAUGGGGACGUCUCCCUCCCCUAAAUAGUGAAGAUGCGUCGCCACAUUCAGACCAGAGUUUAGUGCAAUUCUACCAUGCUGAAUUCCACGACGUAAAAGUUGGAAUGCUGAUCGAGAAACUCCCACAGCUCGAUGCUAUCCUCUCCCGACCAUUUUUUGAGGAUUUGGCCCACAUCAAUGUCGAUAUAUACACGACCGACGGGCUGGACAUUCAGGAUGAGCAGCGGGCGAACGAGCUUAGGGUGUGCUUGGCGAAGCUUGACGAACGCGGCAUCCUGGGCAUAUUGGUGAAUUCAACCAGUCUGUCCAGCAUCGGACUGCGCUGGGAUUAUAAGACCGAGUCUUGGAAACAUUAUAGAGUCGAGAGGGGCGCUGCACAGGAGAACGUCAAAAAUAGCGCAGUAAUCGGAGUCGACGACGAAAGCUGUACCAAUGACGCCGACAGUCGUGUGAUUGCCUGCAGCGACUCCGGUGCGGUCCUUGCGGCAUUUCAGAUCGGCUCGCCGUCAUCAGCAGAUGCUCAGACGCGUUUCUCGUCGCUUUCCUCAAAUGCGCGAGUAGCUACCGAACUCGCCAGUGAUGGUGGGAUUCCACAGCAGGAUGCAACGGCCGGCUCUGACACAUAUCUGAGCCCCGCAGCGCCAGAGGCGCAAGCUACAGGUGCCGAGUCAUCCGUGGGCGCAGGACAAUCACAAAAAGACUGA
This is a messenger RNA of Postia placenta MAD-698-R-SB12, 1587 nucleotides long. RefSeq lists its product as hypothetical. The transcript is spliced from 7 exons. Lineage: Eukaryota; Fungi; Basidiomycota; Agaricomycetes; Polyporales; Adustoporiaceae. The coding region runs from base 1 to 1587 and encodes 528 amino acids. The record is from RefSeq and is a predicted model, not a curated record.